Messenger RNA from Trichophyton rubrum CBS 118892, 279 nucleotides. RefSeq lists its product as uncharacterized. The coding region runs from base 1 to 279 and encodes 92 amino acids. The record is from RefSeq and is a predicted model, not a curated record. The transcript has a single exon. Lineage: Eukaryota; Fungi; Ascomycota; Eurotiomycetes; Onygenales; Arthrodermataceae.
AUGUUUCCACGGGCUGGCAAAGUUAAAGAUGGCAAAAGAGCUAGUUGGUUUGAACGGCUCAGGGGCAGCUCGCAAUCCAAACUGCAGCACCGGCGACAGCAGCUCGCGCCCCUCGAACCACGACCAAACAUGUCUGAUAUUACAAGCAUAAGCCUAGAGGAAAUGUGCAAAGUAUGCUACAACCUCGACCCGAGCCAGGCUCCAGGAAGUGGGCCGCCAGUCAAGAAUGGCCCCUCGUUGUUUUCGUGGGCUACUCGGGAGUACAAUUUACCUGCAUGA